This is a messenger RNA of Dreissena polymorpha, 2744 nucleotides long. Its product is annotated as transmembrane protein 164-like. The transcript is spliced from 6 exons. The coding region runs from base 345 to 1478 and encodes 377 amino acids. NCBI's taxonomy places the organism in Eukaryota, Metazoa, Mollusca, Bivalvia, Myida, Dreissenidae. The record is from RefSeq and is a predicted model, not a curated record.
GUUGCGUACACAAUGUAACGUAACCAUUUAGUAUGGUGCCACUUUUCGCCGGUGGCUAUGCUUGCAAAAGAUCGGCAUAGUUCCGCUGUAUUUGAGCAUAUUAAAAAUACGUAAUCGUUUCAUUUAUAUAAAUUUAAGCAUUUCAAAGAAAAUUUAAUGUCCCAAAUCUUAUUUUGUUUGAGAACCAUUUUUUACAUCCUGCGGAAGCUGGUGGAAUCAGGUCAACUUCAAGCGACCCGAAACGUCAAAAAUCAUUGAACUGUCAGCUCACCCAAGACAAGAACGUUUUAACCAGUUGACCAGCUGAGAAUUAUAUCACAAAGAACGGGAACCUUUUGUCAGCCAUGUUUGAAUGGGCGUACGCAGGGGUUGAUCACACGCUACCAGGCAACGGAGGUCAGGAAUGCGUUGACUUCAUCCCUUUAUGGCAACGAGUGGCGGAAAGUGGACUGGCGUGUGUUUUUGCCGCCAUUUGUAUCAAAUUUGCGUACAAACGCGUAACAUUGCCCGAGACCACAGCUGUAACAGACAAACGUGGGGACUGCGGGAAAAGGGUUCUGUUGGUUGCCAUGUGCUUGACGUUUGGAAUUGAGCUGGGCUUUAAGUUAGCCACACGACAGUUUAUAUGGAUCUUUAAUCCGUGUCAUGUGACCAGUAUGAUUCAGAUCUACAUCCUGGCGGCCCCCCCUGGCAAGCUGGUGACGGCCAUGUUUCGACUGCAUCUCCACAUGCUGACUGGGGCUCCCAUAGCUAUCCUCUUCCCAGUCAUCAAUACACGCUUGUUGCCAUUUGAGACCGAGGUCUACUUUAUACAGCACAUCCUUAUGAUGAUAAUCCCAUAUUAUCUCAUGUCAGUUGGAGGCGUGUACACCCCCGAGAAGCUGCGAGACAUGAGCUGGGGGAUACUGUCUCUGGGCUGGCUCUACUUCUUCCAUUUCGUGCCCCUAAACUACCUCGCUGUGAUAUCCCAGGUGAAUCUAAACAACAUGCUGUGUCCCGCUGUAUCUGACCCGUUCUACGGUCGACUGUAUCGAAUCUGCGCCAUGGGUCACCAGGUGAUCCUGCUGCCGGUGAUAGGAAAGUUCAUAGUUGCUUCCUCGUACUACUUCAACAUUUCCCGAACUAAAGACAUCAAAGAAGUUCCCGUUUUUGUUGAUCAGAGUCAACCAGUGGAUUGGUCUGGGAAGAUUGACAAGAACUGUGACUGUUCCAGUGGUCACUGCUCAGGUGAGAAGGGAAAUGAUCGAUUGAAUUCUCAGAUUAUGGAAACCAACAGGGAGGAGUUUUCUAAGCACAAAGAAAAUCCGGAAGCGAAAAACAAAAGUGCUGAUUUUGGAGUCAUACGGCGGAAUGGUAUGAGGAAUAAUGACGCUGACACAACAAAGUUGGACGCGGAUGAUAAUCUGACCUAUUUUUCCCAGGACUGCGGGGAUGCUGUGGGUACCCCACACACAAAUGGUCACAGCAAGCAAAUUUAGACACUGUGUCAGUACUUUUCUUGAAAGCUGGGGUCUUUUUUAGAUUCAAAAUUUAAGAAAGUCCACACUAGACUGUGUUUUAAAUAUUUGAGUUAUUAUUGAUUAUUUUGUUACAUGUGUUUCUUUUUCUAUUUCUAUUAUUGACAUCAAUUGUUUAUAGCAUAAAUGAAUUGUUAUUAGUACCUUAAAGCAGUUGUUUUGUUUAACAGAAAUUUUUAGGUCAAAUGAAUAUUUGUGUAAUUUAUUUAAUUAGUACUAGAAAUUGAAGGUGAAUUAAUAUUUAUAGUUAAUACUGUUGAUUUUGACAGUCAUAACUAUUAAUUUAAUUAGAAGAUUAUUUGAUAUAAAUUGAUAUAACUAGGGUUAAGACAAUAAUUAUAAUGAUAUUAUGAGCAAAGUUUUGGCAACAUAGAGAUACUGUUUUUCAUUAACUGAAAGGAUACGUGAAAGUAUAUUUCUGCAAGAAAUAAAGUGGGGUGGCGGUAGUUAAGGGUACCAAGAAACACUUUUUUAGUAUAGCAACACAAAGUAUUGUUACAAUCCAUUUUUGUUAACAGUGCAAUAAUUGGUAACUAAGAUGCGAUUGACUAGUCAGUAUUAUUUUUUUUACAUGACCACCUUAUUUGUAUUGUAUGGGUAACACUUUAAAGCAAUAAUGACCUAUCGGCAUUCUUUGCCCAUAUGCUGAUUUCGCUUUCUUGCUUUAAGGGACAAAUUUCUUUAGAAAAAAGGCAACUCCUUUGUCAUUGGGCGAAAGCUCCAGUCCAUUGAAAAUACUUCAAUGCAUAUUAAAAGGGCAUCAUUUUCAAUGAAAAAAAACUAUGCUGUACACUUUUGUGUCUGUAAUAAAAAAAUGUUAUUAUAUUAAUGUUUGAAAAGACCAGGGGGUUGUUUCAUCAAAGAUCGUACGACAAUCUUAAUUUACGACUAAAAUUUGAAAAUGAAAAUAUACAUGGUGUUUAUAAAUAUCCACGCAAAACAUAUUCCGACGGUAAGACACUGAUGAAAUGAAUAAAAUUACUGGAUAUUAGUCAUAAUAUGCCUUGGUGUUUUGCAAUAAUGUUUCUUCAAAAUAUGUAUCUUAUUCUAAAUUUGUCGUUCAAUGUUUGUUGAAACGGUCCUCUGGUGUGAAUAUCGAAUACAAUGGAUGCUCAACAAAUGAGGGUGGGUGCUGUUGAUAUAUGCCAGAGGAUCUUGUAUCACUGGCUGUCAUGUGUGCAGACAUUAUACGAAUGUUAACAACCAAAUAAAUAAAGCAAAAUGUAA